UUUCCCCUCACAUAACCCACCAGCCGGUCUCGCACGACACCCAACAACAGUCGAAAGAGAGCGUCAACAAAUCACAGAAGAAAAGGUUUUUCAUGGGUAUUCUCAACUCCAUCAAAUUAAGCUAAUCUACCUGAUUUCGUUUCGGGUUUUAGGUCUUUGAACGUUGAGGAUGGUGCUGGUCUUGGCUUUAGGAGACUUACAUAUACCCCAUAGAGCGCCUGAUCUGCCGGCAAAAUUCAAGUCUAUGCUUGUCCCCGGCAAGAUCCAACAUGUUAUUUGCACUGGAAACCUAUGCAUCAAGGAAGUUCAUGACUACUUGAAGACUAUUUGCCCUGACUUGCAUAUUACCCGAGGUGAAUUUGAUGAGGACACACGAUAUCCUGAGACAAAAACUUUAACUAUUGGUCAAUUCAAGCUGGGACUAUGUCAUGGUCAUCAGGUUAUUCCAUGGGGAGACCUGGAUUCACUGGCUAUGCUACAAAGGCAGCUAGAUGUAGACAUACUUGUGACAGGUCACACUCAUCAGUUUACUGCUUACAAGCACGACGGAGGUGUUGUUAUAAACCCAGGAUCUGCAACGGGUGCCUAUAGCAGCAUCACUUAUGAUGUUAAUCCUAGUUUUGUCCUCAUGGACAUUGAUGGCCUACGCGUUGUGGUCUAUGUUUAUGAACUCAUCGAUGGAGAGGUUAAAGUUGACAAGAUUGAUUUUAAGAAGGGCACUGCAGCUCAUUCUGCCCACUAGCACAAAGUUGCACUAUUCAGUCUUGACUUUUCUGUAGAUUCCUAAAAAUCGUAAAAGUUUGUGAUGUAUGUUGUCCAAUUUACUUGUAUUUGAGUGGUGGGGAGCUUUUAUCACAGGAAUAAUUCUUGGUCUUGUUGGCUACCAUUACUUGUUUCCCAGUUCUUCGAACGAGCCCUUUCCCAGUCAUUUGGUGGAGAUAAAACUGCUAUAAUCUGGACCAUGAAGAGAAAACCUAAUGGGCUCUUGGGUGUGUGUACAGCAGUUAAGGAGAACAAAGAUGACAUGAACCAGUGUCUCUACUUUCUUUCUUUCAGGGCUGUUAGCCGUUGAAGUUAGGUUUUUCAUUAUUCUGGAAAAUUGUACUGAUAUGCUUAUUCUUGGUUCAGGACUUGAGAACAUGCGUGCUCUUGACCC
Messenger RNA from Carica papaya (papaya), 1156 nucleotides. It is a transcript of the gene MAG1, whose product is annotated as Calcineurin-like metallo-phosphoesterase superfamily protein. Gene Ontology annotation, biological process: retrograde transport, endosome to Golgi. Gene Ontology annotation, cellular component: retromer complex. The record is from RefSeq and is a predicted model, not a curated record. Lineage: Eukaryota; Viridiplantae; Streptophyta; Magnoliopsida; Brassicales; Caricaceae.